This is a messenger RNA of Spathaspora passalidarum NRRL Y-27907, 684 nucleotides long. Its product is annotated as adenylate kinase. Gene Ontology annotation, biological process: nucleobase-containing compound metabolic process. Gene Ontology annotation, cellular component: mitochondrion; cytoplasm. Gene Ontology annotation, molecular function: AMP kinase activity; ATP binding. Lineage: Eukaryota; Fungi; Ascomycota; Pichiomycetes; Serinales; Debaryomycetaceae. The transcript has a single exon. The record is from RefSeq and is a predicted model, not a curated record. The coding region runs from base 1 to 684 and encodes 227 amino acids.
AUGUCUUCCCUUGUUCGCCCAUUACGUAUUAUACUUUUAGGAGCACCUGGUGCUGGUAAAGGAACUCAAACAACAAGAUUACUUAAGAGAUUUCCCAAGGUUCAGUCAUUAUCAACUGGUGAUGUUUUAAGAAGUCAAAUAGCAGCUGGUACUAGAAUUGGAAAGGAAGCUUCAGACCAUAUUAAACAAGGGGCGUUGAUCCCCGAUACUACCAUGGUGGGAUUAGUCAUGAGUCAAUUAGAACAACUCAAAUGGUUAGAUCCAAAAGCCAGUUGGUUAUUAGACGGGUUCCCUAGAACUUACAAACAAGCAAUUGCUCUUGAUCACUCGCUUGAUCAAAACGAUUGUCGACUCAAUAUGGUUGUUGAAUUAGAUGUUGACCAAAAAGUGAUAUUAGACAGAAUUGAAGCUAGAUGGGUACACGUACCAAGUGGAAGGGUGUAUAAUAUAGAUUACAACCCGCCAAAGGUACCAUUCAAAGACGAUAUCACUGGUGAACCUUUAACGAAAAGAAGUGACGAUACUGCGGAAGUAUUCCAAAGAAGAUUAGAUCAGUACAACAAAGAAAUUGAACCAAUUAAAAAGUUUUACUCCAACAAAGGUGUUUUAUACAAGGUCAGCGGUGAUACUUCUGAUAUUAUAUACCCUAAAUUAGAAGCAUUGGUUCUUGAAAAAUUUGGUUAA